Messenger RNA from Guyanagaster necrorhizus, 966 nucleotides. RefSeq lists its product as uncharacterized. The transcript has 7 exons. Lineage: Eukaryota; Fungi; Basidiomycota; Agaricomycetes; Agaricales; Physalacriaceae. The record is from RefSeq and is a predicted model, not a curated record. The coding region runs from base 283 to 780 and encodes 165 amino acids.
AGGCAAAGGAACACUCCAAGAACAAUGUUUAGCUACAAUCCUAUGGCAAAGUCGCGGGUAAGUAACGGGCUACAUUUCUCUGGACCAUUACCCUUGAAUAAAGGGAUGGGAAGGACAGAACGCCACAAACCCGAAUUUGACUUUGCAUAAUGACCUCCGCGUCGGCCUGUUCUUCAGGACAAUGCCACGCAGGAUGUCUUGAUUGUUCAUCGCUUUCAGUCACGGGACCACGUCUCGUCUCUCAAAAUCCCGGCUGAAUGUUGUCUUUUCAUCGUAUCCUCUAUGUCUUCUGAUGAUUUUCUGUCAUGUAUCGGGAGUGGUCUCCCAUUCGCGAUGGUCCAAGAACCUGGUGAUCAUUCCGGUGAUGAUGAGUCCUCUCUGUCCUCCUCACACUCAGAAACCUCCCCGCCAAGCAGUAGUGGCGGUGUGCUUUUCGACCUCACUUUCACGCUCUUAGACGUGUCGAGCAGCACCGACGUUCCGCGGACGAACGUGUUUUCAGAUGGCUUCGUUAGCGAACCGGACGAGAUGAACACGCAUUCUGUCGUUCCAGCCACUAUGUCGGUUGGCAUUGAGGUCGAUGACCAGUUCUGGCAUGGCAGGACAGGCCGCGAUGUGGACGGUCUCGUUGUAGGUGGCCACUACGGUGGUGCCGAUGUUGGGCAUGUACCCAUGAAUCAGAUCCACGCGUCUUCGCUCAAGUCACUCCUUCAGCACGAAUGCUCCGUUCAUGGAAGGAUGUACUGUGGACAACUCGGUAUUGCCUCAUUCAUUCGCUAGGGGUAAUGAUUUCGAACGUCAUUCACAUGGCAACGUGUAUGGCUUUGGAAUGUGUUCGCACGGUGGCCACGACCUUGAAGCUUUCGUACCUCGUGCUUGGUGGGAAAACAGUGAUGGAACUAUGAGGUCAUCAUCGACGACGGUUUCACGUAAAAGCCAAUUCUACCUCCAAAGCGAAAAUGAUGG